Messenger RNA from Sardina pilchardus (European sardine), 2007 nucleotides. RefSeq names its product cytochrome P450 2J2-like. The transcript has 9 exons. The record is from RefSeq and is a predicted model, not a curated record. Gene Ontology annotation, molecular function: oxidoreductase activity, acting on paired donors, with incorporation or reduction of molecular oxygen, reduced flavin or flavoprotein as one donor, and incorporation of one atom of oxygen; heme binding; iron ion binding. Lineage: Eukaryota; Metazoa; Chordata; Actinopteri; Clupeiformes; Clupeidae. The coding region runs from base 230 to 1723 and encodes 497 amino acids. Gene Ontology annotation, biological process: xenobiotic metabolic process. Gene Ontology annotation, cellular component: cytoplasm; intracellular membrane-bounded organelle.
CACCAUUACAUGCUAGCGCAGAACUGACACAUUAUGUAGAAAACAGUCUGCACAAGAAAAUAACUUACUUAUAAUAAUCUUACUGUAAUAUUUACAUUUCCAUUGAUAGGUAUGGGCCUAUUAAUUGGAGGUCUGUCCAGUUGGGAAGGAGUUAAACACUGGACUAGACUGGACUUUGACUAGCCUACCUCAUGCCUGUUUCUCUGUUGUUCACUUGAGCCAGUGCUGAAUGAAAGACUGCACCAUGUUUUUUACCGCUAUUUUGGAUUGGUGUGACUUAAAGACCUGUUUGCUAAUAUUUGGUCUGCUUUUACUCUUCAUCAAAAUACGGAAGAAAGGACAUUCAGAUUUUCCUCCUGGACCAUGGGUUAUUCCUUUAUUGCAUGAUAUUCUCUUUGGUUUUGAUCCUCACACUAUAGAUAAGAUUGCUCAAAGGUAUGGACAUAUUUUCAGCAUCAGGAGAGGUGGCAUCAAGACAGUCUAUGUGUCAGGAUUCAAGAUGGUCCAUGAAGUCUUGGUUACCCAAGGAGACAACUUCCUUGAUCACCCUGUGUCUCCUCUCCUUGACGAGGCCGUCAAAGGCAAUGGGAUUUCUGCUAGCAAUGGGUAUAGAUGGAGAAGGCAACGGCACUUUUCAGUCAGCCAUAUAUAUCCCAUUGGUGAUGGCAGAAGAGCCCUGGAACUGAACAUCCUGAGGGAAUGUGCACUUCUGACCGAGGCCAUCCAAGAGGAGAUAGGUGUAUUUGAUCCUCAUACCAAGAUCGUCAAUGCAGUGACAAAUGUUAUUGGAUUUUUGGUGUUUGGGAAAUGCUUCAACAACAGUCCCAGCGACUUUCAAACACUUCUUACCCUCAGUGCAGAAUCUUGUUCACUCACUCGUACACCCCUUGCUCAGCUUUAUGAUAUUUGUCCAUGGCUCAUGAAGCGAUUCCCAGGACCUCGAGAGACAAUACUGAGCAACUACUCAAAGGUUGCUGCCUUUCUGAGAAAACAAAUUGAGAUACACAAGAAAGACUGGGAUCCCUUUCAUCACAGAGACUUCAUAGACUCCUACAUAGGAGAGAUAGAUAAGAGAAGGAAAGACAGAGAGGCAGGUUUCGGGGUUGAAAACCUGGUAUACUGCACCUUGGACAUGCUUGAAGCUGGCACUGAAACCAUGACCAGCACACUACGAUGGGCUCUCCUCUUCAUGAUGAAGUAUCCAGACGUGCAGAAGGCAGUCCAAGCGGAGAUCGACAGAGUGGUGGGACAGUCUCGCCAACCCUGCCUGGCAGACAAAGUCAACAUGCCCUACGUCAACGCAGUUCUUCAUGAGACGCAGCGGGUUGCCAAUAUCCUGCCAUAUAGUGCGCCCCGCGUAGCACGGAGAGACACAACACUGGGAGGAUAUCUGAUCCCAGAGGGGACUGUGGUCAUAACCAGUCUGUCCUCAGUGCUGAAUGACAAAUCUAAAUGGAUGACUCCAGACAAGUUUAAUCCAGACCAUUUCCUUGAUAGCCAAGGAUUAUUUUGGAAAAGAGAGGCCUUCUUUGCUUUUUCUGCAGGCAAGAGGAUGUGCCUGGGGGAGCAGCUGGCCCAGAUGGAGCUGUUUCUGUUCUUCACCUCGCUCCUCCAGAGAUUCACCUUCUCCUCUCCAGGUGGGGUGGAGCCCAGUCUGGAGGCCCAAGGGAUGAACGUGAUGUCCCCCAAACCGUUCAAAGUCCGGGUAUCAACUCGCCAGUAAUGCUGUGGCAAACAAAUGUCUAGAGCACUACUUUAUUGUGUGAUAUGUGGAAUUAGAAGGUCAAAUGUUUGUAAAUUAUUUGUAAAUACUGUUCUUUGCCUGAUCAAAGUGAAAGUGAACUGUGUUGUCAAUCAACAGCAAGCUGUUGCACAGUGGACAGAAAUUGUGUUCCUCCACACUCCAUGUGCUGGUUUAAUCAUUGUACAUGGCAUGUUUUAAAUAAUUCACUCCACUGAACUUGUGGCAUACAUUUAAUUGCUAUUAAUAAACUUGAAACAACCAAG